ACACAUGAUUUAGUCUGCAAUUCUCUUAUAUAUUUUAGUUAAACGUGCCAAGUGCAUCGAUCAUUGUUAUAAACUGCAUGGUUUGAUAUACAUGUAGCAGUGUUCAUUAAAGAAAAGGAAUACUGACUUAAUCUUCUUGGGUAUUGGGAGAGGAUACUUUCACUUCGUUGAAAAAACACCUGGUGGGUACUACGUCAUCAAAUUCUGUGCUGUAAAAGUCAGUCCGUUUCCGGUUGUAGAUUAUUUCGGAUUUAUGUGCAAGGGAAAACAUACAUACCAAAAAUGAGUUUUAAAGAACCUCAGAGAUCCCCAUUUCACAGAAACUCUCCAAAUCAUUGCAAUGACCAAGGGCGCACACAUGCUUCAACUAACAACACAGGACCUAUACCAGCGUGGGGGAGUCCUGCUGUAAGUUGUAGUCCAAGAGGCAACAUGAACAAGCCACAGGGACCUUCCUAUAACCAGCACAGUCCUCGAGGAAAAGAAUUCUCACACAAUUCACAGUUUAACAACAGCCCUAGAGGAAACAGUGCUCACAAUAAACCCUAUAAUAUGAGCCCUAGAGGAAACAGUGCUCAAAAUAAACCUUAUAAUAUGAGCCCUAGAAACAAUUCAUUUAGCACACCAAGUACAACACACAAUAAUUUUUCUAGUCCAAAUGAUGUCUUUAAAACACCACAGUCACCUCUAAACAGAAGUUAUACAUCACCAGGAGCAUAUAACGGUUUUAAUAGUAAUGGGAAAAGAUCAUACAAUCAACGUUUCCAGCAGAAUUCAAGACGUGGCGGAUUUAAUUCACAAAGAGGCGGCAGUUCAAUAGAGAAUUAUUAUCAUUUUAGUAUGAUUGAAGACCCUUGGAAAAAUACAUCCCCAGUACUUGUAACAACAAGGUCUUGACAAAGAAAAAAGUAUUUUAUUCAAAAUGGUCCCUUACUUUGUGUAAGGGUUUUUAGUUAGGCAGCAGGCCUGUUAUUGUGCCAAUCAUCUGUCACAUAGUUGCAUUAACCUUGUUGAAGCUAAAAAUAUUAUCAAGAAUACAUAGUUGGAAGAAAAAAAUAAGAAAAGUUUAAUCAUCACCAAUUAAAGAAGUUUCUGUAAACCAAAUCACCAUGAAUAUUCCAUCAUUUUAUGAGUUGACUAACUAGAAAUUUACAGGCAGCUGAAUUUUACCAUUUUAUUAGAAAAUUUAUAUUGUUUUAUAAAACUGAAGAAUUACUUUGUUGAAGACAUGAACUUUUAGCUGUAAAAUGUAUUUUAUAUUUAUAUGGAAACUUAAAUUGUUUUCAUUCAGGUUGUUUUUAUAUUAAACUACAUGUAUAACACUAUUAAAGCAUAUAGAUAAUUGAUUUUUAUACUAAAAUUUUCAUUGUUAUUUUAGUGUGUUAAAUGAUUUGAGUUUCUGUUAAAGCUUAAGCAAAAUUCCACAUUUACUAUAAUGCCAUUUCAUGCCUGACAAGAUUUUGUGAGGUGGAAGAAUCUGGUUUUAAAAUGAUCAAAUUGCCUUUUUAUGUUGUUUUAUUUUAGGAAAUUUUAAUAUUGAACACAGUCUAAAGAAUGGACAAAUUAAACCUUUUAUACUAUUGUGUCAUAGAAAGAAAUUUCAUGAAACAAUCCAGUAUUAUGUUUGAUAUUUUGACUAAAUCAUAUUAAGACUUUUAUUUGAGAGAUUUUGGGGAUCAUUGCACUCACUGUUUAGGAAUUAGGGGCCAAAAAGGGACCAAAAACAAUACUUUUCUAUAUUUCUUAUUUCUUGACCAAUUUCAAUGUAGUUUUAUUCUUAAAUUCUUAGGAUUCUUUAAUAUGCUGAAUCUUAUAGUGUAUAAGGUUUUUGUAUUAUUGGCCCUGUUUUUAGCUCACCUGUCCUGAAGGGACAAGUGAGCUG
Messenger RNA from Mytilus trossulus (common blue mussel), 1882 nucleotides. RefSeq names its product M-phase-specific PLK1-interacting protein-like. Bases 283 to 897 code for a protein of 204 amino acids. The transcript is spliced from 3 exons. NCBI's taxonomy places the organism in Eukaryota, Metazoa, Mollusca, Bivalvia, Mytilida, Mytilidae. The record is from RefSeq and is a predicted model, not a curated record.